Messenger RNA from Cuscuta epithymum, 596 nucleotides. NCBI's taxonomy places the organism in Eukaryota, Viridiplantae, Streptophyta, Magnoliopsida, Solanales, Convolvulaceae. The record is from the annotation of a GenBank genome assembly.
CAAGCCUCCGGUGACUAAGAAGCAGAAGGGGGCCGAUGAAGGUAAGGGUGCCCCCCUUGUGAUCCUUGAAGAGCCCUCCUCCUCGCACCUGGUGGAUCUUGACGAGGGGGCCUGGCCGCAAGAGACGGUGCGGUUCUCCUUUAAGAGGGGGACUGCCAUCGUGCACGGCACCCUCGAUCCGAGGGAAUAUCUGAAGGGUGCCACUCCCCCUUUGGAUUGCUCGACCCUCGGUAAGUUCGAGGACGAAGCCCUCGAGCGAAGAGCACUCGAGGCCUCGGUCACUGCUAGCCUGGCCUUCGGUGAAUAUGUCCGGAGAAUGGAGCAGCUUCGCCUCCGGAAGGCGGAAGACGACGAGGCCCUCAAGAGGCUUGUCGUCAAGAACACCGAGGCCAUCAGGAAGAUGGCUGAGCUGGAGGAGGCCCUGAGGCAGGCGGGCGACAAGCUGGAGGCCGUGAGGGUGGAGGCUCGCGCCGAGGGGAAGGCUGAAGCGGAGAAAGCCGCUGCCGAUGCCGCCAGGGAAGCAGCCGAGGAAGCUGAGAGAGCAAAAACUGAGGCCGCGGCCAAAGCUAGAGAAGAUGCCGUCGCCGCAUUUGUAU